AGAAAAUUUCCUAUAAUAUUCACAUUCCAUUUAUCAUUACUGCUUAUGACUAAAGACAUUCUGUAAGAAGCUUCAUCAAUAUUCACUACACAUUAAUUAGAAGACAAUAUAAAAAGUAUUUAAAAAUUUACGUAUGUCCACCAAUAUUUUAUAUUUGUGAACAAACGCAAGUUCUCGCUGAAAUCUUCAUGUCGCCGAACCCUCUUUUCGUAGCGUGCUCAAGUUUUGUCUUAGAAAUAUAUUCAAAAAUUUAAUUACAAGUUAUUCUACACUGAUUUAUCUAAUUCGAUGCCCUUGCAAUGCUUCUAGAAACCUCACGUUCAUCCUAAUUCCUUCCAUCUUCCAAGAACCGUGCCACUACUUGUGAGAUUGAAUCUUCAGCAAACUAGGAAGACUUUCAAUCGCAAGAAAUUACUGAAAUUGAACGUAUUUCUACAUAAAGUAUAUUGAAGCACUUCCAACUUUAGACCGAUUAUCCCUUUAUAUCUAUCGCACAACCCUCAUAGAAGCUUACCAAGGUGCGUUCGCUAUUCGGAAGAUUAACCAAGUUAGAUGUCGGACGAACAAGCAGUACCUAUAAUAUUGGAAAAAUUACAUAAAGAUACAUUCGAUCAUGAAGACGCCCUCCGAAGUCUGCUUCCUUCGACAACUUCCAUCGAGCAGUUGAAAUCAAUACGCGGGAAUUUAGUGGAACAAUUAAAUCGGUCGCAGGAUGAUUUAGGAUCUAUAAAAAAUGGAUAUAAUGAAUCCAAUAACAACUUACUGGCUCAGAAAAAUGAAUUCAACGUCACCGUCAGAGAAGUCGUUGGACAACUACAAUGUUUACACUUGACAGCUGAAGAUACUCAAUCGUCAAUCGUACAACUUACCUCGGAAAUUAAGAACUUGGAUGUUGCGAAAAAGAACCUUACUUCGUCCAUGACCUUACUAAAACGUCUGCAGAUGCUUGUGACAGCUUACGAAAAACUGCGGACUCUCAGACAAAACAGACAAAUAGGAGAAGCGACUUCGUUAAUGCUAGCUAUGUUGCAGCUAUUGCAAUUCUUUAAAAACUACAGAAGUGUUGAAAGGAUUGCUUCGUUAAGCCGAAACAUCACGGAGUUUCAACGAUCAUUCUAUGAACAAGUGUUUGAAAAUUUUCAAUUACAGUUUAAGAAAGCUAACAGUAUACGAGGAGGGUUUAAUGCUGCUUCAGUAGAAGGUCUGCAUGAGCUGUGUGGUUUCAUUGAUGUCAAUGGCCCAAAAUGCUCAAAUGCAUUAAAGGAUUGGUACUGUCAUCAUCAGUUGGAUGGAUUUUUUAAGGUAUUUCGGGAAAACGAAGAAGCUGGUUUAUUAGAAAAUUUUUCCAGAAGAUAUGACUGGUUUUUCAAACUUCUUCAAACUUAUGAUGAUCAACACGCUUUAAUUUUCCCAGCUCAUUGGAGGAUGGAUAUUCAGUUAUGCGUUUACUUUUGCAAUGAAACGAAAGCAGACUUAUCUAAGAUAUUAAAAGGAAAAGACAUUUCUUAUCCGGUAUUUUUCACUUCCAUCCGUCAAACAUUAGAUUUUCAGAAUGCAUUAAAAAAGCGAUUUUCUCAUGUUCUUAAUGAGCAUAGCCUAGAGGGAAGUAUUAAAACCCAGACUUUUCAGACGUUCGAAUCUCUAUCUAACGAAUUCAAUCCUUACUACAAAGUCUAUAUUGAGCAUGAAGCUAAACAAUUGGAAACACUCUUUAUUUCUUUUCCGUCGAAAGAUGAAACUUCAUCCGAAGAAUCUAACCAAAUACUUUCUUCUUCCAUGCAACUUUUUCAACUGUAUCGCAAAAUCAUGGGCCAUUUUCUUCAAUUUACCAGAGGCCCACCUCUAAUAGGAUUAAAAAAUUUAUUUGCUAAUUGGUUAAGGAGGUAUAUUGAAAUAGAACUUCUUGCAGACUUACAAUCACUUUCUUUUUCACAGUACGCCGUUCAUUUAAAUACUGCCGAGUACAUACAUCGAACAACCUUGGAGCUUGAAAAGCGAUUUCGGGAAGUAUGUCAUGCCGAUUUACUGGAGCAAAUGUCCUUUCAAAAAGUGAUCGACAACUUGUUGAACUGUAAAAGCUUGUUAAUUAAAUCCUGCACGAAGAAGUUUGAAAAUUCUAUAAAAACGAGUUUAGAACCUUUUGGAAAAAUGGAUCUAAGGAAUUUGGAUACUGUGGGUGAUCAGAGUAAUUAUGUAUCAAACGCCAUUCAUGAAAUGAAACUGAAUGCUGAUGAGUACCUGGGAACGAUUGAACAGAAUACGCUAGCUCGCAAUUUCUGUGAUCGGGUUUGCGAAUCUUUCACAAGGCAAUUUUUCUACUAUAUAUAUACGAUUAAACCGAUAUCUGAAAUCGGUGCAGAGCAAAUAUUACUGGAUUUAUGUUCGUUCAAGAAUUUCUUACUGAAGUUGCCCAGUAGCAAGCCUGAUUAUACGAUAACUGACAGCUACAUUAACCAUUUAACGAUUUUCAUGGGAUACAUUGAAACCCUGCUUAAAACUUUGUUGACUCCUUCUCUUCCAAAAGAAGGGAUUAUCCAAAGUUACCUUUUCCUAAUUAAAGACCGAUCGGUGUCGAAUUUUACCAUAAUAUUAGACAUGAAAGGAGUACCGAAAAGCGAACAAUCUAGUUAUCUUCAAUUAUUUUCUUCUUUUGUUUCCAAAAAGAAUGAUCUCUCCGACAAUUCUGCAAUCUUUUUGUAUUUAAACCCUUCAACAUAUACGGAUUUGAACAUACGGUCUCGUUUAUCACUUGAUUUAACACCGGAAGCAAGCAGUCGUACUUUACAGAGUCUAGGACGACUUUUUACCUCCAAGAAAAAAAAUGGUUAAUCUUUUGUUGCUAUCUAACGUCUUUUAGUCAUAGUUAAGUCUUUCAUGUUUUCAUGCUAUUAUUUUAUGAACAGCCUUUCGAUAAAACUUGCCCAAAUUUAGUAUGAUAUGUCUUUUUCAAACUACUUUAAGAAAAACUUUUAAUUUCUACAAAGCAACUGCUUCUACAAUUUAGAUUGAAAAAUUGGGCUGUUCUGGGAAUCGAACCCAGGACCACCAUCACCCUAAGAUGGUAUCAUACCACUAGACCAAACGGCCGCUGUUAUUUAGAACCCAAAUCAAAUCAAAACUAUACAGUGCUUUGGCAACACAUAAUGCACAGCUAUUGAGCAACAUCUAAAAAAUGUGAUUUUUCAUCAGAAAUAGUGGAAUUACCAAAAUCUUUUUGGCAGGACCUCUACGCGCCUACUCAGGUAAGAAUGUAAUUCCACUAUGCUCUGCUAGAAGAAUAUAUAUUUUCAUCCGGCUACAGAAAACUAUUAGCUAUGUGAUAGCCAUCAGAUGAAAACGCAAAAGGAUUCAAUUGACACUGUUUCUGACAAUAUUUAAAAUUGGAUAAAAAUUAUGAAUGAGCAAGAUAAAUGGCUACACCUUGGUACUCUUAGUCUUGACAUUCACUGAAGUGUAUACGUGGCUUAAAGACUUAAAUAAGUUUCAGAAGGUUAUUUUUAUUAAACAUAGUAAAUGUCUAAUAUGAGGGUAAGUAAAUUACAUGUCAGCGGAGAGGUAGAGGGUAAAAGAAGACGGUAAGUCAAAAUGAGCCUUCAUUUCCAGAACAAAAUAAUGCAAAACUCGAUAAUAUCUUUCGGAUUUUUUUGAACAUGAAGAUCACAACUUUAGGGUAUAUCCAAUGACAAAGCAAUACAACAAUGAAAACCUAUAAUCAAAUUUUGCUUUUCGAAGAAGAUGACAGAGAAAAAGACUCGCGACCAGCAAAGACGUAAAAUUGUAUACUUGAAUAAAAAAAUUAGCGAGUAAAAUAAUACUAGUCAAGGGAUCGCUGCAAGCGACAGAGAAAGAAGGGAAAAGAAGGCAGAUUAGGAAGCCAUAUAAUCAAAAAUGCAGAUUAGGUAAACUUUAGAAAAUGUUCGUCUAUCAUGGUAAUCAAUGAAGCGAUAGAAAAAUUUUUCAUUCCCAUGAUUAAAUAGCAGCACCAGCAGGAGCAGAAGAAGACGAGGAAGCGGGUUCUGGGAGGACGGGAGCAACGGGACGAUUUGCUUCUGCUUGCAUACGAUUCAAAGCGAUACCAAGACCCUCAAAAACAGCCAAAAUACAAGCACAUCCAAUAGCACCGUUACGGGUGGCUCUCCAACCACCACGAAUAGCUAAAGCACCACCAGUGAAAAAACCAGCAAUAAUGGCGUUGUAUGGAUCUUCCUUCCUUCGGACUCCCUUUACGGCGCAAUCGAAUGUACUGAAUAAACCACCCCAAACACCAAAGUUACCACCCAAUACAGGAGCUCUAGUUUUGGCGGCUGUGAUGGCGGAAAUGCGCUUUUCUCCCUAAAACGUAAAAAAUUAGUUUCUUUAAGCACAAGAAAAAACUUGAUGUGCAUGAAGUUGCUUUUGCCAACACGCAACCAAGGCGUAAAGAAACACGCUAAGAAUUCAUACCGCUGGACUAUUUCUCCAUCCUUUAAUAGAGUGCCAAAUAGCACCACCAAUAGUACCCAUGGAAAAGGCAGCACCAAAGUCAUUUAAAAUAACAUAAGGGCAGGGAUCUCUAGUAUGAUCAGCGCUCGCCAUUUUGCAAUUUUUGUUUUAAGUCCAAGGAAUUUUUUUUAAAGGAGUAACAGGUCUACGACACCAAAAAAUACGACGCCUACUAACAGAAUGCGGAACCAGAUUCGUCUCUGACCUUUUUCGUUGUCUGCUAAGGGCAAGUGUCUAAUCGGAACGGUUUGUCCUUUCUAGAUAAUGAAGUAGAACGCCUACGGUGAUCCGACAUAAUGAGUACACUGCAACACACUAUACCGUAAACAAAAGAAAAAGAUGAAUGGAAAAGGAAGAGAAUGAAUGCUUUUUGUUUGACAUUAGUUUGUCAAAGAAAAAAAAGGAGAAAAAGUUCAUGUAUAAGUCAAAAGACGGGUUGCUAAAAGGAUUAUCAAUAAAAAUGAGGAUACGAAAUAUAAAACAUAUUGAUUUUUAGUAUACAGUAGUGCUUUCUCUU
Molecule: messenger RNA, 4999 nt
Organism: Schizosaccharomyces octosporus yFS286
Lineage: Eukaryota; Fungi; Ascomycota; Schizosaccharomycetes; Schizosaccharomycetales; Schizosaccharomycetaceae
Product: GARP complex subunit Vps53
Exons: 1
Coding region: 553-2829 (758 amino acids)
Biological process (GO): retrograde transport, endosome to Golgi
Cellular component (GO): GARP complex
Source: RefSeq, a predicted model, not a curated record